Messenger RNA from Serpula lacrymans var. lacrymans S7.9, 744 nucleotides. RefSeq lists its product as uncharacterized. The transcript is spliced from 2 exons. Lineage: Eukaryota; Fungi; Basidiomycota; Agaricomycetes; Boletales; Serpulaceae. Bases 1 to 744 code for a protein of 247 amino acids. The record is from RefSeq and is a predicted model, not a curated record.
AUGAACAAUAUGAGAGCUGAAAUAGAAACAUUCAAAAGAGAACUGAUGGAGUUAGAAGGCAGCACACAUACACUGUACACACGUCUUGCAAAGGCAACAAAAAAAAGAUCAAAUGGGGUGGCAACAAAUAAGAAAGGCAAGUGGGCUGUACAACAGGAAGAAAAGAAUAAAAACAAAGAAAAAACUCUGGACUGCACCCAAGAGCAAUACAAUAGGAAUAAAGUCAAGGACAGUAAUAAGGCCAAUGCAGGAGAGGGUGACAGGGAGAGCCAGGAGGGUCAAGAGCACACUAAUGGGACAGUUUAUGGAGGCGACAAAAACAGGGAGAAAAAGAUAAGGAUGAAAGGGCUGGGGCUGAUGACGACAAAAACGGGGGAGAUAGUGCACGCAGACAAUGAGAUGGGUAUGGAUGAUGCAGCUGUCAUCCCUGAGACUGCCAAAAAACCUGAGAGGGGGAACAUUAAGGCUGAUGGAGUAAUUGGUUUGCAGCAUCAAAACAGUACUUUCAAAGGAGUUGUGAAGGGAGGAGGCUCUUCUGAGGCAGCCAGCAGUGUUCCGGGGGGGAACAGGCAGCAAACUCAUGCUCAAAAACAGUUCAACAUGGUUGAGAAUGGAAAGAAGAGAUCAGUGGAUGAGAUUGAGAUAUUGAGCAACAACAAGCAUAGUGAUGGUGGAAUGAAGAUGAAAGAGCCAAAAAAAGGCAAAGAAAAACGAUGGCAAGGACAACAGUGGAUCAAGGAGUAG